Molecule: messenger RNA, 531 nt
Organism: Prorocentrum cordatum
Lineage: Eukaryota; Dinophyceae; Prorocentrales; Prorocentraceae
Source: the annotation of a GenBank genome assembly
AUGCUGGGCGGUUCUGGUCGCCGCCGUGGCCUUCUUCUACCUCCGGCUGAAGGAACUCCCGCGGCCCGCCCUAGACGGUGGGGCAGCGACGCCAAGGGCAAGGCCAGCGACGAGAGUCUAAGCCAGUGGAAGGAUGGGCUCUGCGACUGCUUCGACGAGCCCGAGAUCUGCUUCUGGGCGUGCUGCUGCCCGGCGAUCCGGUGGGCCGACACGGUCGACCUCGGCGGCCUCGUGCCCUUCUGGGUGGCUCUCGCCAUCUACCUCGGCCUCAGCGUCGGGAGCGCGUUCCUUGGCGAGGCGCUGCUGUGGGCCGCGCUGGCGGUGGCGUGCGCGGGCUUCCGCCAGGAGAUGCGCCGGAAGUUCGGUAUGAGCCAGAGCGGCCGUACCUAUGCGGAGGACUGCCUCCUCUACUGCUGCUGCUCGUGCUGCGCGAUCGCGCAGGAGGCUCGCCAUAUCGAGGAGGCCUGCAGGGUGGGCCACCCCGUGGUGGCGGCAGACGGGGGCGCGGUAAACAUCAGAAGGGAGGGGUAA